Molecule: messenger RNA, 978 nt
Organism: Pleurotus ostreatus (oyster mushroom)
Lineage: Eukaryota; Fungi; Basidiomycota; Agaricomycetes; Agaricales; Pleurotaceae
Exons: 9
Coding region: 1-978 (325 amino acids)
Biological process (GO): lipid metabolic process
Source: RefSeq, a predicted model, not a curated record
AUGCAAUACUUUUCCUUAAUCCUGCUAUGCGGUCUGGUUUCCUAUUCAGCACGCGCAGCACCAGUAACGGGCACCUCACCGAGUGGACGUGGUAUAGUUCCACGCGACGGACCAACAUCGGACGCGGCAACCAGUCAACUCUCGGCGGCACAGCAAUCUUCGCUCGUACGUCCCGCCCAAUUCUCCCGGGUGGCGUAUUGCUCGAGCGCAGCGGUAACGAGCUGGUCGUGUGGGCCGCCUUGCGAUGAUAUCGGGAAAGGCGUGGAGGUAAUACAGGCUGGCGGAGACGACGGGUUGGUGCCCAUGUAUUUUGUUGCGCACGAUCCUAUCGCCGAGUCGAUUGUCGUUGCACAUCAGGGAACUGAUCCGGACAACAUUCUUUCGAUCAUCAACGAUGCCCAGAUCCUGCUAAAGGAUCUAAAUUCGACUCGUUUCCCGUCGGCAGGUGAUUCUGUUAAGGUGCACGACGGCUUCCAGAAGACGUUCGAGCGUACCGCCGAUGGCGUGCUUUCUGGCGUUCAGAGGGGUCUUGCGGCUAACAACGUCAAUAAGGUCGUCGUUACAGGCCACUCUCUCGGUGCUGCUAUUGCUGUCAUGGACGCGAUGAUGCUCAAAGAAAUCCUCGGUUCAUCAGUAGAGAUCACCACAACAGUGUUCGGUCUACCCCGAGGUGGCAAUGAGGAAUGGGCUAACUUUGUUGAUCAAACUCUUGGCUCGAGUCUGACUCACGUAACCAACCAAGAUGAUCCUGUGCCCAUCCUCCCACCCCGGCUCAUCGGGUAUCAGCAUCCGCAAGGCGAGAUCCAUAUCAACGCCGUAGACGGCAAUGGCGAUGCUACAGAUAUAGUUGCGUGUCCCGGACAGGAGAAUGAAAAUUGCUCGGAGGGCAACAACAUACUGUUCGACCACAGUGUCGCCAAUCAUGCAGGCCCGUAUAUCGAUAACAUAUCGUUUGGAGGAGAUGCGUGCCCGCUUUGA